AUGGCCGCCACGAAAGAUAGACAGUUGUUUCGCCAUCUCCUCAGAUUGUCCCGGUUUGACAGAUACAACCCCCUCUUCACCACCUUUGCCGGAUUAUGGUCCACGCUCCUGGCCGGAGGCGCCAAGAUGGCCGAGCAGCGCUCCGACAUGUCGGUUGCCACCGUCUUCCAGCAGUGCGCCCUGUGCUUCGUUGCCUCGUACCUGUUCUGCGGCGCCGGCAUGGUCUGGAACGAUUGGAUCGACCGCGACAUCGAUGCCAACGUGGCCCGGACAAAGGAGCGACCGCUGGCGUCCGGCAAGGUCACCGCGACCGAGGCCAUGGUAUGGAUGGUGCUGCAGGCCGCUCUGUCCUGGGGCGUGCUGGAGGUGAUGCUUGAUGGCAAAGACGUGGCUAAACACUUUAUACCCGUCGCCGCGGCCUCCGUCCUCUAUCCCUUUGGCAAGCGGUCACUCGCCCGGAUGCUCGGGAUCUACCCGCAAUACAUCCUGGCCUUCACCAUCGCCUGGCCCGCCGUCAUAGGACGCGCCGCCAUCUACGGCCAGUACGAGUCCUAUGCCGAGACCCUGCGCCAGUGCCUCCCCCUCUGCACCAUGGUCUUCUUCUGGACCAUCUACCUGAACACGGCCUACAGCUACCAGGAUGUGGUGGACGACCGGAAGCUGGGCGUGAACUCCUUCUACAAUAUCGCCGGGAAGCACAUUCACCUCUUGCUCGUCGCCCUCGUCAGCCCUAUCCUGGUGUGCCUGCCCAUCUAUCUUUUUGAGCUGCAUUCUCUCUGGCUGUGGCUUAGUUGGAUGGGGGUCUGGACCGCGUCCCUGGCACAACAGCUGGUGCAGUUCGACCCGAAGCAGCCUGCCAGCGGAGGAUCCAUUCAUAGGAGCAACUUCAUCCUGGGCAUCUGGACGAUUCUCGCCUGCGUUGUCCAGGUUUUUCUCACGGGCAGCGCGUGA
Messenger RNA from Colletotrichum higginsianum IMI 349063, 951 nucleotides. Its product is annotated as UbiA prenyltransferase. The record is from RefSeq and is a predicted model, not a curated record. Lineage: Eukaryota; Fungi; Ascomycota; Sordariomycetes; Glomerellales; Glomerellaceae. Gene Ontology annotation, molecular function: transferase activity, transferring alkyl or aryl (other than methyl) groups. The transcript is spliced from 3 exons. The coding region runs from base 1 to 951 and encodes 316 amino acids. Gene Ontology annotation, cellular component: membrane.